AUGCGUGACAGCGGACCGUCGUGGCUAAUGGCUGCACAGACGGCGGGCUUCGACAAGCAUGCUCACCCUCCACCUUGGCUCAACAACACCCUGCUGCCCAUGCACAACACUGCCUUCUCUCCCUCUUCUCUCGAGUCCAGGGAGAACAGGCAGGCUGCCUCCUGCAUCCGCUUGGUUUGCGCGGCCGUGACGGCAAUGGCCAAGUUCACCUGGACGGCAGUGACCAAGUUCACCUGGACGGCAACCACGAAGCUCACCAUGACGGCAAUGACCAAACCUUGUCCAGCUCGAUCUUUUUCGUUGCUAGUCGACCGGCUAUUGGUGGUGUGCACUGUGCAGCGACGGUGA
This is a messenger RNA of Ascochyta rabiei, 348 nucleotides long. RefSeq lists its product as uncharacterized. The transcript has a single exon. The record is from RefSeq and is a predicted model, not a curated record. Bases 1 to 348 code for a protein of 115 amino acids. Lineage: Eukaryota; Fungi; Ascomycota; Dothideomycetes; Pleosporales; Didymellaceae.